AUGCAGGAGAACCGUGCGUUUGACCACUACUUUGGUACCAUGGCUGGUGUGCGUGGUUUCCAGGACCCCAACGUGCGCGUGUCGAACAACACCGGCAAGUCGGUUUUCCACCAGCCGGUGAACUCGUCGAUGGCGACAGUCAGUGGUGGACCUACGAACGACUACUCUCCUCCGGAGAACGUCACGGAGCUGCUGCCCUGGUACCUGGGUUACCAGGGUAAGGACUGGCCUGAGCGUGCGCAGUGCAUGCUGGCUGGCUCAAACUCUUGGCAGCAGAACCACGCCGCAUGGAACGACGGCAACAUUGAUCGCUGGGCGCUGAACAACACGCCGUACAGCAUUGGCUACUUCAAGCGUUCGGAUGUCCCUGUCCACUUCUCGCUUGCGGAGAACUUUGUGGUGGGCGACUCGUACUUUGAGGGCCAGAUUGCCUCGACGGACCCCAACCGUGUGACUUGGUUCUCGACUAGCAUCAACGCGAACGGUAGCUCGGUUGGCGGCAACACGGACCUGGGUGGUACGGUGCUGGAAAACAACCGUGACCCUUACUGCUUGAAGGGCGAGGACGGGGCCAAGUACUCGUGCCGUCCCCUCUAUUGGAAGACUGUGCCUGAGUACCUGAGCGAAGCCAACAUUGACUGGAAGGUCUGGCAGAACUACGACAACUUUGGCGACAACACUCUUGUUGAAUGGCGCCAGUACCAGGUGGCCGCGAAGAACAAGACCGACCUUGCUCGUCGCGCUCUUUCUUACAGCGGUCUCGAUGCCUUCUACGAGGCUGCGAAGAACGGCACGCUCCCGGAGGUUUCGUACAUUGUCGGUCCCGAGUACCUGUCGGAGCACCCGCCGUACACGCCUCAGGACGGUGCGUGGCUGCAGCGCAAGGUGGCAGAGGCUGUCAUGACUGGUAAGAACUGGAACCAGACUGCCCUGAUUGUCUCGUACGAUGAGACGGGUGGCUGGGCCGACCACGUUAUGGCCCCCCAUGCGCCGAAGGGCACCCCGGGCGAAUGGCUCAACGACCCCUUUGACGCGAACGGUACGCUGCGCCCGACCGGUCCCGGUUUCCGCCUGCCUUUCUACAUCAUCUCGCCGUACACGCGCGAUGGUGGUGUGUUCACGGAGGUGUCAUCGCACGAGAGCCAGACGCUGUUCCUGGAGAAGUGGGCCGAGGCAAUUGGCAAGCCGUUCCACGUGAAGGAGAUGAACAAGUGGCGUCGUGAGCACCUGAGUGAUCUGGUGAGGGCGUUUGACUUCAGCAAGAAGAACCCGAGCGUGCCUAAUGUGCCUGAGGUGCCGACGGCGAAGAAGGACCCGAUCACCGACACGUACAACGGUGCUUGGCAGUGCCUGCUCAAGUUUAAGGGCGAUGUGCAGCCCAAGGUGCCUUACGGCAAGCAGGAUGUGCACAAGACACUUGAGACAGAGAAGGGUGUGAAGAUGGUCCGUGGCAACCUGACUGAGGGCCGCUACCUCAGCUUCAGCUCGUCGGGCCGCCGUCUCUCGCACUCAGGCGAUAAGCUACAGACAGCCAAGGACGAGGGUGACUACUCCCAGAAGCAGCUGUUUGUCAUCCACUGGCAGGGCACUGAGCCGAAGGACAACCGCUACUUGAUUUCGACGGCCGGUAACUCGACGCAGUACCUGACUUCGUCGCUGCACUUCACCUCGAAGAAGAGCCAUGCCGCGUCGUUCUCGCUGACCGAUAAGGGCAACGGUCAGGGUCACGCGAUCCAGGAGCUCAGCUCGCACAAGUAUGUGCAGCUGUCCUCGCAGGGCAACGUCUCGCUUUCGAGCAAGGACGAUGCGCACAUCAGCGUGGUGAGUGUCUCUCUAUAG
Malassezia sympodialis ATCC 42132 is the source of this 1839-nucleotide messenger RNA. Its product is annotated as phospholipase C family protein. Gene Ontology annotation, molecular function: hydrolase activity, acting on ester bonds. Lineage: Eukaryota; Fungi; Basidiomycota; Malasseziomycetes; Malasseziales; Malasseziaceae. The record is from RefSeq and is a predicted model, not a curated record.